Messenger RNA from Gaeumannomyces tritici R3-111a-1, 1407 nucleotides. RefSeq lists its product as hypothetical. The transcript is spliced from 2 exons. The record is from RefSeq and is a predicted model, not a curated record. Lineage: Eukaryota; Fungi; Ascomycota; Sordariomycetes; Magnaporthales; Magnaporthaceae. The coding region runs from base 1 to 1407 and encodes 468 amino acids.
AUGGCGAAUGGCGCCUCGGGUCGCAAUAGUGCCGCUGAGUCGCCGUCGCGCCGACGACAAGAAGACUGGAUCGAGAUCGCAUCUCAACCGUCAUCGUCAUCACUUUCCUCCAUCGGCGGCGACGAGAUCAUCACCACCGGCCUGAGGGUCCACGGCUCCUCAUACCCCCCGCGCCGGAGACAUGCAGGACGCCAGCCACCAAACCAUCAGCAUAGCAUGCCGCGGUCGUUCGUCAUCAGCCAUGCUGCCGCGCGUGGGGGUACGAGCAGCCAGGAGGACUACGAUGAUACGGAGAGCGAGGAAGACGGCGCCCCUGUUGUGCGACGCCCGGUCGGCGGCCCGAUGGCACCCCCGACCCAUAUACACACAGGCUCGCGCCAUGAAACUACUGCCCGUCACGAGUCGUCGGGCUACGAUGACGACGACGACGACUCGGGCGACGAGAACGCCACCGCACUAGGGCUUCCGUCAGGGGCUCCGCACGUCUUCAGGCCUCAGCCCAACGCCUUCUCUCACCCGCCGAGCCAUCUCACGCACCACCAUUCCACGCCGGGUGCCUAUAUGGGCGGUACCUCGACGGGGCCGCAUGCGGGGGCCACGGGCCCCACGAGUAGGAGGUCAUCUUACUCACGGGCCGGCUCAAGCCGCAACGCCCCGCAGUUCGUAUCACCGGCGUAUCGCGAGGACAACGAUGCGGCUUUGCGCGCCUCUCUCACGACGCUGCUCUCUUGUGCUGCCGCGGCGCGCGGCCUCCCCAACCGGAGGCGCGAGGGCCCCGACGCCCUCGGAGCCGGGCCAACCUCCAACACUGCGGGCAUGCAGCCCAUGGAUAUCCGGUUGGUGCCCGAGGCGGAACUAAUGGCCGGAACCUCGGCACCACCGCCUUCACAGUCAUCGGCUAGUGCUAGAGCAAAAAUGAAGGGCUCGAGUCCAGCAGCGACCGUCGCACCUGCUACCACUGCCGCCAACAAAAAGACACAUGCGGGCGGGUUUACGCGGUCGCCGUCCACGACAUCGUCGGCAGCGCGGGGCGAGAAGAGCAAGCGAGCCGCAGCCGGUUCCGGGCAGAAGACUUCGGGCCGGGCGACCAAGAAGAAGCGGGUGGAGACGUCGGCAUCGACAACGCCCGAAACACUAAUCAGCCCGACGCUGCUGACAUGGGUUGUUAGCGCUGGCGUUGUGGUGCUCGUGUCGGUUGUUGGCUUUGGGGCCGGGUACGUCAUCGGGCGUGAGGUGGGGCGGCAGGAGGGGGCAGCUGGCUUCAUAUCAAGCACAGGCGGCGCCCCUUCCGGCCCUCCAGCCAAUGCGACUGGGUCUUGCGGCCGCGAUAUAAUCGGCCAAUCCAGCGGCGGCGGCACGCUCAGGAGAUUCCGCUGGAGCUCCAUGGGCCGCAGCAUUGUGGCUUGA